AUGUCUAAUAUUGACAAAUUGUUUAGUCCAACCACACGGAUCACGGACAAACUCGAGGACGUGCUACCAGCAUCAUUUAGAGAUGAUAAUUUGUUAUUUCAUGCCCCACUCGACGACAUCUCGAAAUUCUUAGAGUUGGAUCUUUCAGUCCAGCGCCUCAAUGACAUCCAAGAAUAUCUUUGGCUAGCAGGGCGGCCGAUGCCGCCCAGGCCAUUGAACUACCAGAUAUCGGUAUCUCGACAAAUAAUUCUGGAUGAAAAAGUCGACAUGCACUUAAUCUGGGGGCCAGGAAGACGCAUCCACAUCAAACCACUACCGCAGUACCUCCUCGAUUCUCGAUUUUGGUCUACGCAAUUACUAUGUAAUGAGAAUAUCUCCGGGUGUUACUGCUGCCAUAGUGAAAACAAUGGAUCUCUCAACACAUCAUUCACGCACCAACUCAACCAAACAAACACUGAAUCUGAGACCAACACCAAAACCAACACUAAAACCAACACCAACAUCCCCUGCCCAUGCUCAACCCUCAGCCAAUCAGCCCUAGGCUUCCUAAACUCCUACAUAGCGCUGAUCCAAUACCCAAGCGAUUUCCUCAUCGCGAAACAGCACAGCCUCCUCCCCGACACCCUAACAUGGCCCCAGUGGUCGGCGUUAGUCCAAAACUUGCUGAAAAACGACGUAAUCUGUCUCGACAAGAUAAAUCCGCGCUAUAGAUAUGGCGAGCUGCGCCUCUCACGUCUAAACAAAAUAUACUUCUGUGUCCGGGGCAGUUUCAUCCGUGGAUACAGACCAAAGUACCAGACUUUCCAGGAGCUGUUCCACGCGUACUUGACGCCCAUCACAGCUAUGACGGUGUAUAUUGCGCUCGUCUUGACGGCUAUGCAGGUUGGGCUUGGAACGGAGAGGUUGCAAAGUAGUCAGGCUUUUCAGAAUGCUUCGUAUGGGUUCACGGUGUUUUCUAUUCUGGGGCCUUUGUUACUUGUUUUUGUUGUUGUUGGGAUUGCCGGUGUGCAGUUGGGUGCGAAUGCUCUGGCUACUAUUGUUUUCAGGAGGGAGAGGUAUGGUUUCUUCAAGAAGAGGUUGAGGCGAGGUUGA
Messenger RNA from Penicillium soppii, 1092 nucleotides. RefSeq lists its product as uncharacterized. Bases 1 to 1092 code for a protein of 363 amino acids. NCBI's taxonomy places the organism in Eukaryota, Fungi, Ascomycota, Eurotiomycetes, Eurotiales, Aspergillaceae. The transcript has a single exon. The record is from RefSeq and is a predicted model, not a curated record.